Marchantia polymorpha subsp. ruderalis is the source of this 850-nucleotide messenger RNA. The record is from the annotation of a GenBank genome assembly. NCBI's taxonomy places the organism in Eukaryota, Viridiplantae, Streptophyta, Marchantiopsida, Marchantiales, Marchantiaceae.
CAAUAAUCUCUGAUAGAUCAGGAGAGAAUAUCAACAUGCGGACUUUGGAGGCCAGGUCAGGCCUGGCCCUCAGGAAUCUUACAUGGGAUUAAUUCAAUGGUUUUUUUAAGAUGUAGGCUCGAGCUUGUACUUGUAUGUGCCAAAGAUGUACAUCAGCUUGGCUGUAGUAAGGACAGGCACGCAUCUGUACUUCGCUACGUUUUAUUCAAAAAUUAGACCUCGCAGCCUUGGAGAUCUAAGUUUUACAGCUCACGAAGUGCAUUAUUUCAUUCUGUUAUCUCGGCGAAGGCGGACGAUAUUCUUACCCAGAUCACCGAACCCGAGGAAAUGCGCUCUACUAAGCGAUGCUCGAGUCAUUCGUCUGAGAUUGUUGAAGAUGUUUAGGGGCGGCAACCUAGGAUCGCUUUUUCACCCUCCCUUCCUGCCUGUUGAAAUCCUCUUCGACCGCUGCUGCUGCGCUAGCACAUUAAGUCGCAUAUUUGGGACGCAGCGUUCUCUCUUGCUUGGAUUUUCUACCGCCUGCCGUCGUCGGAUGCCAUGCUGCAGCUCGUCAUUAGAUCCGCACCUCAUUCAUCCGCUAUUUCUUCUUCUCUUUCUUCUCUUUUUCUUCUUUCCGAAGCGUCUAUCUAAUCCGGCCAAUUCUCUCUUGUGGUCUCUGGGUUGUUGUGUACACUUGGUUUUAAUUCAGUGACUUCUUGGACGGUGAGCGGUCGUAAAUCUACAUGCGAAGAUCUGGUUACUCUACGGUAAUCUCUCGCAAAUUUAUCCUAGGAGUAUUUGCUUACUUGAUCGUGAGGUGCGUACUUAGUCGAAUCAUUCUUAAUAGAAACUAGAAUGUGUCAAAAUUGCC